UGUAGAAAUCAUCGCCGCGCUUGCGCUUUUCGCGCCGCGAGUCGGAUGUGCAGCAUGGCCAAUGGACGAAGGCCAAGGCCGUCGCUUUGGCCGCGCCAUCGCCCGGGCAAGGCGAGCAGGAUGGCGGCAGGCUCAGCAGGUGCUCGCGGAGAUGCGGCCGCUCCAAGUCCAGAGGGACCUACUGCACUGCAACGCGGUGCUCAGCGGCUGUGCGGAUUUUCGCCGCUGGCAGAUGGCCAGCGCGCUCUUUCAGCUCAACGGGCUGCAGCUGGACGUGCGCAGCUUCAACAUUGCUGCUUCCGCCACGGCGCUGCUCGCCUGGCGUCGCUCCCUGCUGGGCCUCUCGCAGCUGCGGUGGGCUGGCCUGGAGCCUUCGCCGAUCACCUUGGGCGGGCUCUGCAGCUCUCAGGGCAAGGCUCUCCGCUGGCGCGCGGCUCUCGAGCUGCUGGCAGUCCCAGGCUUCCGCCCCUCCUCCGCGCACCUGGGGCCCAUCAUGGCGGCGGCGCCCUGGUGUCAGGCGCUGCGGCUGCUUUGCCUGCUGUGGCAAAGCGGGCAAGAGGCCUCCGAUUUGGCGCUCAGCGCCUGCCAAACCGCCGGAGCUGCCGCGUCCGCGUCGGCGUCGGCGUCGGCAAACUCCGGCGGCUGGCGGCGGCAGCUGGCGCCGCUGCUCAACGCGCAGCUGGGCGGCGCUUGGAUCCGGCAGCUGCAGCAGCUGGCCGCGGCCAGGCGCAAGCGGUUUUCGCACAUCAAACAGUCCACAAAGGAGGACGGCUUGGAGGCUUAA
This is a messenger RNA of Effrenium voratum, 784 nucleotides long. Lineage: Eukaryota; Dinophyceae; Suessiales; Symbiodiniaceae. The record is from the annotation of a GenBank genome assembly.